Messenger RNA from Mugil cephalus (flathead mullet), 4573 nucleotides. Its product is annotated as apoptosis-inducing factor 3. Gene Ontology annotation, biological process: execution phase of apoptosis. Lineage: Eukaryota; Metazoa; Chordata; Actinopteri; Mugiliformes; Mugilidae. The record is from RefSeq and is a predicted model, not a curated record. Gene Ontology annotation, cellular component: mitochondrion; cytoplasm. Bases 1550 to 3373 code for a protein of 607 amino acids. The transcript is spliced from 21 exons. Gene Ontology annotation, molecular function: oxidoreductase activity, acting on NAD(P)H; 2 iron, 2 sulfur cluster binding; flavin adenine dinucleotide binding.
ACAUCCCUCUACUCUCUUAAUCUGGGUUUUUCUGGAUGCGGCAGCUCUCCCAGGCCUCUGGAGAGGAAACUCCCCCUGUAGCUCAAUGAAACUGAGUGAUGUAUCCGUGAUGUAAGGCGGCCGCGCCUGAACACCGGGAGAGCAUUAUCAAUCAUGUGGUCGUUCACGUGCAGAACGACCCCCUUGGUUUCUUCUUUAAACAUUCUCUUACAUGUGCUUGAACACACAAACAUACGGACACAUGUUGCUCCCUUAAGACCAGCGUCUCCUUUUAAUCUGGCAACUCUUUGCUUGUUUUAACACCACUUGUUUCUUCAUCUUCAUGGAGAGGUCAUACGAUUUUAGUGCUGCAUCCCAGUGAUCGCCCCGUGUCGCUGCUGUCAUUUUCACAGAAAUUAACAUGUGACUAUCAAGUGAGUGACCUUGUCCCAGCAGCCAUUUCGCAUAGUGGAAAUAUCUUGGGAGCCCCCUUCCUAUAAGACUUAGUAUACCUUUUUAAUCCUGCUCCACCCACCGCCCCCCCUGACUGAAACUGGGAUUUACUGCAACAACUGCACUUUCACUCCUUCUCUCUCUGCUGCACACCCUCAGCAUUUACAUUCAGUGAGAGCUGUUUCAGAGUUUAAACCAAGCAGCAGCCUCAGGAGUAGUUCUUUUAUGUGCUCUGGUGGUCGGUGGAUACAAUAAACGUCACACUGAUAGGCUUCCUUUUUUUUUUUUUUUUUCUCAAUAGCUGCAUGCCCAGAAAGCAUGCAGUGCAGUAAGUGGGUAGUCAGUGCAGCGGGGAGGGCUGCAAGUCUUUCAUCUGGUUUAACUGGCAAGUCAGGUCUUUGACAUCUGAAAAGCAAGCCUCUAGCUGAGAGAGUGAGUGUGUUUAGGCAAGAGAGAGGAGGGGUGGGAGGACGGUGAGAUUUCAUGCUGUGUUAGCAUCCCCUCAGCAACUCCAUCAAUACUGCAUACAGCUGAGAAACUGGCAAAGAUCCUCCGUGCUGCAUUUUCAAGGCUCGGCCAGAGAAAGCGGGCGACUGCCACGACCGCUCGGCUCAGUGUGCUGCUGCUGCUGCUGCUGCUGGAGGGGGGCUCUGCAAAGGGGCAGAGCACACAUACAUACAUACAUACACACAUGCCCACAUACAUGCGUUCACUUACACACUGAGUGGAGUUUCUGCUGCAUCAAGAGGCAGAAGAGGAGAGCGGGGAGGAGGGCGCAGAGGGACGCGCAGACUGGGAAUACUCCGGCGACGAGAGCCAAUCCCGGAGAGGGACGGGACCGUGAGGAGACCCGUGCUAAUAUGCUACCGCGCUCCGCAGGGGAAGCUGAGCACCGGGGAGUUUGACAGGAUCUCAGUGCACCUGCUCCACGCACACUGAUUAUGUGGACGAGCUGACGUGUGCGAUGGGCAGCUUGGACCUGCAGGUUCUCAUACCUCCGUCUCUGCGUUACUGUUACCUCCCGACCAGGCGGCCCAGCCCGAGGAUCUGACCGCACCUCCCCUCCCUCUCCCCCCUCCCUCCCUCUCCCGGGGUGUCCCUCAAUCCUGGGCCCACCAUGGGAGGAUGCUUCUCCAAACCCAAACCAGUUGAAGUCAAGGUGGAACUCUCUCUCCUAGAAAAAGAAAAAGAGGUGGACGGUGGUCUGUCGCCUAAUGGCAAAGCGAGUCCUUUUGCCGACUGCAGACCUAACGGGGCCCUGGGACACGGCUCUGAUGACGACUCCACCCCGCUGCCACUCUACCACAAGCCACGCGACUACGUGGAGGCCUCGGUGUGUCAUGUUAAGGAUCUGGAAAACGGACAGAUGAGAGAGGUUGACUUAGGAAGCGGCAGAGCUUUGUUAAUCAAAGAACAUGGGGAGUUCUCAGCAAUGGCACACAAAUGUCCACACUACGGAGCACCACUGGUCAAAGGCGUGCUGUCAAAAGGACACGUGCGUUGUCCCUGGCACGGUGCGUGUUUUAACAUUGCAACAGGAGACAUCGAGGACUUCCCUGGUCUGGACAGCCUGCCGACCUUCCAGGUCAGAGUUGAAAAGGACAAGGUGAUCAUUCGCGCAAACAAGCAGGCCCUUCAGUCACAGAAAAGGUCAAAGCCCAUGGCCCGAUGUUCGGCAGUCAUUAACUCCAGCACAGGCUUCAGCCACAUUCUCAUCAUUGGCUCAGGUCCAGCGGGUCUGGUGUGUGCGGAGACACUGAGGCAGGAGGGCUUCACCGACCGCAUUGUCAUGUGCACCAUGGACAGACAUCCUCCGUAUGACAGGCCUAAACUGAGUAAGUCAUUAGACAGCACAGCAGAGCAGCUGAAGUUGCGCUCCAUGGACUUCCUGCAGGAUCAUGACAUUGAACUGCUCACGGAGAAAGAGGUUGUGGCGAUUGAUGUGAAAACGCGAUCUGUGACCUUCGAGGAUGGCUUGAGGAUGGAGUACAGGAAACUCUUUAUUGCUACAGGAAGCAAACCAAAACCGAUGAACUACAAGGGCAAAGACGUCAGCAACGUGUUUCACCUCAGGACGCCAGAGGAUGCUAACAGCGUAGCGAGGCUGGCCAACAACAAGAACGCUGUGAUAGUGGGAACAUCAUUUGUGGGCAUGGAGGUGGCUGCGGCGCUGACUGACAAGGCCCACUCGGUCUCUGUCAUCGGGAUCGAGUCCGUCCCCUUCAAAAAAGCUCUCGGGGAGAAAUUAGGGAAAGCCAUAAUGAAGCUGUUUGAGGCCAACAGGGUGAAGUUCUACAUGCUGAACGAGGUGUCAGAGAUGAUCGGCCAUCAUGGACAGCUGAAAGAAGUUGUUCUGAAGAGUGGAAAAGUUUUGCGAGCAGAUGUGUGCGUCAUUGGAGCAGGAAGUGUCCCUGCAACAGGUUUCCUGAAACAGAGCGGCAUCCACUUGGACUCCAAGGGCUUCAUCACUGUGAACAAGAUGAUGCAGACGAAUGUUGACGGCGUCUUUGCUGGAGGAGAUGUGGUGAUGUUUCCUUUUCCGCCUCGCAACAACAAGAAGGUGAACAUCCCUCACUGGCAAAUGGCUCACGUACAUGGAAGGGUGGCGGCUCUCGGCAUGAUGGGAAGAGCCACCGAGAUCAAAACUGUGCCUUAUUUCUGGUCCGCCAUGUUUGGAAAGACCAUCCGUUAUGCAGGUUAUGGCGAUGGAUUUGAUGAUGUCAUUAUACAAGGAGAUCUGGAUGAACUGAGAUUUGUAGCAUUUUAUACCAGGAGUGAGGAGGUGGUAGCUGUUGCCAGCAUGAACUAUGAUCCCAUUGUAUCCCGAGUGGCAGAGGUCUUAGGAUCAGGAAAGACGAUUAAGAAACGAGAUGUGGAGAUGUUAGCACGACUUGGCAAGACUGGAGACAUUUCUUGGCUGAUUGACAAAGGCUCUCAAUGACUUCACACGUGAAGGUCCCAAAGUCCACCGGACACCUCAAUAUGGACACUUAUGGUGCUGAGACACUGAGCAGCUAUCCCGGCCUUUUCACAUAAGACACUUGACACGAGGAGGACACGGCCGUGUCUGUUUGAGACACACCUACCUGAGGACUACACACCGACGCUUGCUUUUCUUCCUGAGAGACACUUUAACGUGACAAACGGAGCCAUACACGGUCUGAAAACACUGACUCACUGUGUCGGCAGGUUCUUUUAUUGACAACGUUGUCAUAUUUCAGAGCAAAGCAAUAUUGGAUUCAGCCUCUGUGCUGCUGCAAGAUGUAUCUACCUGUACACUUUUGUUUAUAAGAAGCCAAGUAUGGGCAUUGGCAUUUUUUUUUUGUACAAAUAACAUUGUAUAUAGUUAUAAUCCUGAAUGCACUGUAACAACAAGUAAGAACAAUACAAUUUCAGCUGAAUAACGGACUCGGUUGUAUGCGCGCAUACAGACCUCAGAUCUGCAUGGUGUAACUUACAGUAACAGGAGACGAAAAUUGAAGCCCCAGACCUGAGAAAUUUCCGAGCUUAACGCCGCAAGUAAACAAACUGCGCCAUCGCGUCAGCACAACCCUGAAUGCAGCUUUAACGGACUCACUAACACACACACAUGCAGCUUUAAUUUGUGAAUAAUUGCUAUCGUUAGAAUGACCUCUUCGUAUUGGAUGCUAGUAGAGUACACAAAUGAAUCAUACCCUGAUCUCUCACUAGUGCUUGCACAACAUAGAUUCAUGUAUUUUCUAACAAAUGGAUAUAAGUCCUCUAAACGAAUGCAGAGGUAGCUUUAGGUUAUUUUUGAUAGCUCUCGCCUCCAUAGGGACAUUAUUUGUUACUAACUCAGGGAUCUGAGGUUUGUGGCCUGGACUUACCGGUCCUUUUACAAGCAGAAAAUAAAUUUAUUGCUUUAAUAUAUAUAUAUUAUUUUUUUUUUUUUUGCCAGUUACUGUUAUAUGACUGGUUCUCUCAUUUUCAUUCAGAAAUGCUUGCAGUGUGCUUCUGGGUAUAAAGCAGAUGUUUGAUUACAUCCUGGUUUCCUGAAGAUCCAUGAAUACUUGAGCCCUGACACGUGCGAUUUAAACAGCAUUGUUCUUCCUACAGAGAAGCCUGGGACGGCAUUUUUAUAACUAAACACUGAAAUAAAAGUCUUCCAACAAUAACCACU